Messenger RNA from Fusarium verticillioides 7600, 987 nucleotides. RefSeq lists its product as hypothetical. NCBI's taxonomy places the organism in Eukaryota, Fungi, Ascomycota, Sordariomycetes, Hypocreales, Nectriaceae. The transcript has a single exon. The record is from RefSeq and is a predicted model, not a curated record. The coding region runs from base 1 to 987 and encodes 328 amino acids.
AUGGGCUACUCUGGCGGCGACGAUCAACGAAGCCCUUCGAUAACGAUACCCAUCGCAGUCUGUAUGGGCAUUUCUAUAUACAAUGUUAUUGAGCUCAAUGCUCUUAUCCUUACGACGUUUAAGACGAGGAACAGCCUGUACUUUUGGAGCUUUCUGGCUGCUACGAAUGGGAUUGCACCUCAUACCAUUGGUUUUCUCCUCAAGAAUCUGGUCUUUUCUGAUAACUUUGUUUUGUACAUCACGCUUAUUUCUGUUGGUUGGGUUUUGAUGGUCACGGGUCAAUCGCUGGUUUUAUACUCCCGACUGCACCUCAUUUUCUGGAACCAGUUCAUUCUAAAGCUUGUGCUGGCUAUGAUUAUCACCAAUGCUGUUGUUUUGCAUAUUCCGAUUAUUAUUCUCAUGUACGGCGCCAACAGCAGCGACAAGAAUCCAUGGGUUCAUCCUUAUCAGAUCUACGAAAAGAUUCAAGUCACGGUGUUCUUCUUUCAAGAACUCAUCAUCUCAGCGAUCUACAUCAAGGCAUGCUCCUCAUUCUUUGGGACAGAGGGGCUUCUGUGCCGGAAAGGUGUUCGACGGAUGAGGAGGCAUUUAGUAUUCGUCAACGUUGUUAUAAUCCUUCUCGACAUUCCGAUCCUAGUCCUCGAGUUCGCAGACUUCUACGACUUUCAGACAGCUUACAAAGCGAUUGUCUACAGCAUUAAGUUAAAGCUUGAGUUUAAUCUUUUGAAUCGACUCGUGGAGGUUGCAAAAGGGAAUGAUACACGUGGUGCGGAGAGUGGAAAUCAAAUUGUGCGUUUGAAUGCUUUUGAGCAAGAUUGUGCUGGAUACGUGGCCAAAGACAAUGAAUACGGAAACACGGAAAGGGAUGCAAAUACGAAGAGACGAAAACGCGAGAACUCGAAUGCAGAUGAUAGGAUUUUAAUUGAGAGGGAAAUAUCUGUUAGUUAUGUUGAAAUGAGGGAGGAUGAUAAUGAGAGUACGGGAUGA